Molecule: messenger RNA, 5961 nt
Organism: Rhopalosiphum maidis (corn leaf aphid)
Lineage: Eukaryota; Metazoa; Arthropoda; Insecta; Hemiptera; Aphididae
Product: protein kinase C-binding protein NELL1-like
Exons: 17
Coding region: 1047-4616 (1189 amino acids)
Molecular function (GO): protein binding; calcium ion binding
Source: RefSeq, a predicted model, not a curated record
AUACGCGUAUGUGUAUACAUUUUUUUUACGUAGAUGUAAUAUUAUAUACGACGACGACGACGGACGGCCGUGUCGUGCGGUCAUUGUAUAAUAUUAUUAAAUUGCAUUUACUGCGGUUGUCGCGCCGUCUCGUUUUCCGUUUUUCUCUGCCACAUUAAAAUCGUUAUUUUUAAAUUGGACAUUACACGCGAAUUAAUAGCGUACGCCACAAUUGAUAUAAGGCUGCCUUUGCCGUGUCUACGGCUGUUUCUACUGCUCCCGUACCGUAGUUGUCCGUCCGAACCAUAUAGCACCGCAGUAGCGCUAAAUACUGUACGGACCGAGUGUUCUACGCGCGCGAGUGUGUAAAUUGUAUACUUUGGUCGCGACGGUAAUAAUCAUCAAGACGUGGCCGCGUCAUCUCGCGUCUUUACGAGUUUUUAUUUUUUUAUGCCAUUCGAAAUCGCCGCAGUUCAUUUCGUUGGGUCUCGUUGUCUACCUAUACAAAACCCACAAUACAACAAUAACAUACGCAUAUCUAUAAUAUUAUAAUAUUAUAUUGUAGCGAAUAGCGAAUUAUCGGUUUAUUCGUGUGAAAAGUUUGCGAGCGGCGGCAGCGGCGGCGGCGGCGGUGCAUCGCCGAAAGGUGUAACACAGCGCGAUAUAUAACGCAUAUAUAUAUAGAUCGCGUGCACCACUGCGGCCUGCAUUCUCGAUUGGUGCUAUGUGUACGGCAAUACGCAUGGACUGCUCGGAUCGGGUCGGACGGUUAAGACGGCAUUGGCUGCAGCACGUGGUGUCUUCCGGAUCGAUAGUUACGGCGGUGAUAAAAAUGCGCCAGCACCAGCAACACCACCCGAUGCAUCAGUCGUUAUCGUGCAGUUGCUGAUAACAACGGAAAAAGUAAUUAUUGCAUCCGAUUCCGUUUUUCGCCCUACAGAUUGCUGUCAAAGAAUCAAAACUCAGUGGUAGCCACCCACUAUCACUCUCAAUCAAUGAUUGAUCGUUAGUAGCAAAAAAAACAUACACACACAAAACAGCAACAUUUUUGCGGCCGCUGCGAUAUUAUGCUAUAUACCUGCAGACGGGUGCAGUGGCGACGGCGGCCUACUACGGUAGUGGCGGCUGUGUUGUUGGCGCUCGCGGUAUUAACACCACGGAUAUCGACAGCACAGAAGCUAUUACAAGCACCAAUGAAAGGCGGAUUAUCUCCUCCAGCUUCAACACUUACCCAAAAUAAUAUCAAUUAUUUCGCCGUGAACGAAGCUAAUUCGCCGUUGGCCAUUUUGGAUUUGCUUGAAGCUACUAUGCAAAUAUACCACAAUUAUCAACAUCAUUAUAGCGGUAGUAAUAAAAGUGAUACUACUAGUUUUACAUUGGGAGUCCUACUUGUGACUGUAUCAGAAGAUGAAUUUUCUAACCCUUAUGUUUUCCCUCCUAACCGGUUAAGACCAGCAUAUAGUAUGCAAGGUGCAUUGAGACAGUUAAAAGUUCCUGACAUUGUUUACAAACGUGCAAUUCAAUUGUUACGAGGUGCGGACGAAUUGACUAUAGCGGCAGUAAUACGGCAAGAACGUGCAAAUACUGGAUCUAUAGUAUCAUUUUCUCUCGACUCCAACAGAUACUUGGAAUUAGAAUCAAGCGGACGUAAAGACGAGGUGAGAUUACACUAUGUUUCUCAAAGUAGCCGUCGUGUUCAUACCGAAGUGUUUGCAUAUGCCCUGGCUGAUGGCCAUUGGCAUGCUGUGGCCGUAACACUGAGCGGUACUCAAGCACGCCUGUUCAUAGAUUGCCGGCUCGUAUACACGCGUACUUUGGCCGCCGGACCAGCUGACACUAGUUUCCUAGGAUCGCCAGAUCUGUACGUAGGCCAACGCAACAGAGGAGUACAUUCAAUUUUCAAGGGAAUUUUACAAGACGUCCGGUUGAUUAGAGGAGCAGAUGGACAACGUGUGCAGUGCCCUAAUCUGGAUACAUCAUGUCCAACGUGCGGUCAAUUCAUCGCCAUGCAAAAAACAAUGGAAAAUUUGAAUAAAAUUGUACAUUUGUUGAGUGACAAACUUGAAGCGGCCGAAACGAGGAUCGCCGAAUUGGAAACUUGUGAAUGUCGAAAACCAUGCGUACAGUACGAUGAACGAAGUAAUAAUACAGUAAUGAAAGUCGACGGAUCAGUGUGGCAACAUGAAUGCGAAACGUGUACAUGUGUGCGUGGUCAAGUAGAAUGUUCACCGGUUAGAUGUCCCAAUGUUAAUUGCAAAUUUCCAAUACGAAAUUCUGGUGAAUGUUGCGACACUUGUCAAAAAUCAUGCCGAACCAAAGGUAAUAUUCUAUUCGAACAUGGUGAAACUGUCAAUUUGGAACCAUGCUUGACCUGCAUUUGUCUCAAUGGAGUUGUUAAGUGUGACAAAGUAGACGCACAAACUCAAUGUCCAGUCUUAGAAUGUGAUAUAUCUGAACAAUUUUCCGUACCUGAUCAAUGUUGCAAAUUUUGUCCAGGCGUCGAUUAUUGUGCACGAGGUGGACGUGACUCGUGUGAUCCGAAUGCUAUUUGUAUCAAUCUAAAAACCACACACAAAUGUGCGUGUGCUGUUGGGUACGCCGGUACCGGUUUACAGUGUGAUGAUGUGGACGAAUGCUCGAGUGUCGGUGGUCAAAACGGACACCAUUGCGACGUGAACACGACGAUUUGCGUAAACACACCUGGAUCGUAUUCAUGCAAGUGUAACGCCGGAUAUGCACAUCUCAAUAGGUUCGAAUGUGUGGACAUCGAUGAGUGCAGCAGUGCAGAACCACCGUGUCACGUACAUGCUAUUUGUACCAACUCUCCGGGCAGUUACAGCUGCAAGUGCGCGGACGGUUACGAAGGGGAUGGAUACACUUGCAGACCUGUGUGCCAGCAAAAGUGCUUAAACGGCGGCGUAUGCACACGGCCGGACGUGUGCUCGUGCCCAAACGCGUUUGAAGGGCCUGCUUGCGAGUUGGACGUAGAUGAGUGUACCACUGGGGCUCAUGGAUGUCUAGGCCCUUCAUCCCGUUGUGUCAAUAUGGCUGGGUGGUAUUACUGUGCAUGUAGCCCGGGCUAUCAAAACGUGGUUAUGUAUCCUAAUUCGGCCGACAUCGCUACCACGGCUACUAGUGAUUUAAACGCCAUGGAAUCGACCUGGUCGUCUUCGUUAGGCACAAUGUGCCAAGACAUCGACGAAUGCGCGAUUAAUAACCAUACUUGUCAUUCAACGGCUACAUGCGUGAAUACCAUAGGUUCUUAUGAAUGCAAAUGCCCAACAACCAACACCAAUGUCGGUUUAUCUUCGGAAUGUAAAUCAAGCUGUUUGUAUAAGGACGGCAGUAAUGCGGUGACAGAAGUGAAUGACGGCGCCUGGUUUAUACCAAAAGAAUGCACUAACUGCACGUGCUCAAGUGGACGUUUACAUUGCGCACGAAUUGAGUGCGAUUGCACAAAUAACGAUCAUGUACAAUCGAUUUGUUGCGCCCAUUGUAACGCACAAGCGUCAUGUGUUCAUCAGGAAUUGACAAAUGUAAGGUUCCGGAGUGGCCAACAAUGGAUAUACCAAUGUCAGACGUGCGAGUGUUUAAUGGGACAAGUAGAUUGCUGGCCAAUGCAGUGUCCACCGAUGUUGCCCGCGGGCGCGGGCAGCUGUAGAGACUCCGCGACAGCAACGUUUGCUGAUUAUAACAACCCAGUAGCCGAUUGCUGCGCACCGAGAUGCGAUUCCAAACCCACUUUGUCGGAUUCAUCGGCAGCGACGACCAUGACUGCAAUAACCGCUGCUGAUCCAUGUCUUCACCAGCAGCAGCAACAGCUACAGCAACUAGACUGGCACCGCGGUGGUGAAGUAAACGAUGACGACGACAACGAAAACGGCGGCGAAUAUCACUAUCACAGAGAUAAGAGCAACAAUAACAGCAAAAACAACGACGACAACAGAAAUAACAACAAUAACACUACACCGCCGUCCGCGGGCCAACCGUGUUUUUACGGUGAACGAGCCUAUCAGUCUGGAGCCCGUUGGGAUGAUCCGGUGGAUAUGUGCACAACGUGCGAUUGUAAGGUGCCGCCGUACUGCGCCCAAUCGGUGAGCAAUAUCGCGUGUUGUGUGCAUCGGACGGAGUACUAUGUUGUUCUUACAACGUGCAUCACUGCAAUAAUAGUGCUCUUGCCAGUGCAUCAAAUCAAUCAUCAAGUACAGACGUCAACUAUAAUGUGUCUACUUAUCAGCCUCGUCAUAUUUCUAACGAAAACAUCAGUGGUCAAUCUACCGAUACGAAAUUACGGCAAGAUGUUACUAAACGGAGUCUUAGGCGUCGAAGACAAGCAAAAGUGGUUAACAAUGAUGACAAUAAUAAUAGGGAUUCUGUCGAUAUUACUUCUCAUGAAUAUAGUAAUAAUAACAAUAAUAGCUUUAACAAAAAAGACUGGUGGUGGAGGAAAACUAGACGACGAAAAAGAAGAAGGACUCAAGAUACGAGUAGCCGUCAGAACCAAAUUACUAGUAUUAGUAGUGAAAAAAAUUUUAACAGUAAUAAUAAGUUUAUCAAUAAUUUUGACAUUAAUAGUAAAAAUGAAGACAAUAAUAUUAAUAAUAAUAACGAUAACCAUCACGAUAAAAUUGUUGUAAAGACUGUUGUUGUUACUUAAAGUAGAUUUUAUUUAUUGUGUUUGAUGAGUGAUGACGAGUCGAGAGAAAAGAUAACUUCAAGCAACACCGGCGGCGACAAUAUAAAAUUUAAUUUAAAUAACACAAUUUAAGUAUUUAUUAAGAAUAGAAACCAAAUUUACUAAACAUAGGUAACAUAAAAUAGGUAGAUGACAUUAAUAUGUUACCUACUUUCUUGAUUUUAAUUUAAAAAUCAGUUUUAUACUCGUUAAAAAUCGUUGCCACCGCUGUUUGCUAUUUCCGCUGUGAUAAUAUAUAAUACAAAUAAUUUUAAUGCUAUUAGUAUAAUAUGUAUAGUGUAUACAAUAUACAAUGUACAUAUAUUAUCAUAUAAUACAUGUGUAUGUAAUAUGUAUGUAUAUAUAAAAUACAUUAUAGAUAAACAGCCUAUAUCUACCCUCCCCUCCUCUCCGCUAUCUAUUUGUUAUAUUUUGUAAUUUUAAAAAUGUACUAUUAUAAUUAUUAGAUAAGUUUUAUUAUUAUUAUUUAUUUAUUUAUUUAUUUUAUUAUUAUUAUUAUUAUUUUUUUUUUUUGAUUGAAUUACUAAUAAAUUAGAUAAUCAGCUGUGCAGGGUGUAUUCAACAAACGAUAAUAAUAUUAGGUAUAUAAUAAUUAUUAUAAAUCUAUAUAAUCUUGCAAAUUGUUGAAGUGUUGGCUUUGUUGGUAUUAAGAAAUAUACUACUAUUAUUAGAAAUGUAUUAUGUUAUGAAUAAUGUUCAUUUUGAACUAAAAUACAAGACUGCUGGUCAACAAAUUUAAAAUAUAGAUGCGUUUAAAAUAUAAAUAAAUAUAAUAUAUACAAUAAUAAUAAGUGUGUGUAUUAUAAUUAAUAUACCAACACCGCCGCACUAACGAAUGCUCUUUUCCUAUAAAUUUAAUUGGCAGCAGACAAUAAACAAACGAUGAUAAUAAUAAUAAUUAUAUAUAUAUUAUAAAGUUAAUAACCAUGUCUAUGUAUAUAUAUACAUUACUAUUAAUAUUAUAGAAUAAUUUUUCAUUGUUAAAUUAGUUAUAUUAUUGUUUUGUUGUAACUCAUAAGUUAUGACAUGGAUUUGCUCUCUUUCUUUCUGUCUUGUUAAAAAGUGUUGUAAUUAAUUAAAACAUUUUGCAAAUCAAAUAUAACGAUACUGAUUUUUAAAAUAAGAUAAAAUAAUCAGUGCUCGGAAAAGACACAUAUUCACUCCGAAACGCUGUUUUAGCGAAUCAUAAUAAUAUUAUAUUUGAAUGUUUUUUUUUAUGAAUGUAUGAAAUACUAUCAAUUUUUAUUCUAUAAACUGAAAAUGAAAUUAUUUUACCAUAAUGAAUA